AUGAGCAUAACUAAAGAUUUAGGCUUUUGCUUCAGAGUUCUGAAUCAAAUCAAGAGUAUCAAAAUAAAAAGUCUUGGAGAUCAGCCAUUUUGCUCAGAGAUGGAAACAGAAGAAGAACUGGUAGCUGCUGCGAAGCAAAUCAUGAAAGCUCUUGAAACGAAGAAGAAUUUGAUGGAUGAUGCUAAGAAAAUCUUGUCGAAUCUAGGCAUGCAGUUGUGUGAUAUAAAUAGAGAGAACGAACAGAAAGACGAGGGAGUGAAAGAAAAUGAUGGACUUAAUGAGAUUGUGCAGCAGCUUGAUUUGAUACAAGAUAAGGUUUUGAGUUGGGAGAGGGAUCAGGCAAUUAUAUGGGAUUGUGGCCCAGAAGAAGCUUACGAGUAUUUGAAGGCUGUGGACGAAGCUCGAAAGUUGACUGAGAGUUUGGAGAGAUUGAGCUUAAAUAAUGGUAGUGAAGACACAACACUUCUGCGUAGGGCUCAUGAUGUUCUUCAGAUGGCUAUGGCAAGGCUUGAAGAGGAGUUUAAGCACUUGCUAGUUCAGAAUAGGCAGCCUUUUGAACUGGAGCAUAUGUCUUUUCGAUCAAGUGAAGAUGAUAUUAUGGAGGCAGGGUCUGUAAUCUCGUCAGGGGAUGAUUCACUUGAAGAUGUAGUUCAAAGAGAUAGUAUGAGCCAAGGUCUGGAGGAAUACAUCAUCGAAUUGGUACACCCAGAUGUGAUUCCGGACCUGAAAAGUAUUGCCAAUUUGAUGUUUGACUCGAAUUAUGGUCAGGAAUGUACUCAAGCAUUUAUUAGUGUCCAAAAAGAUGCUUUAGAUGAUUGCAUUUACAUCCUUGAAGUGGAGAAUCUAAGCAUCGAGGAUGUGCUUAGGAUGGAAUGGAAUACAUUGAACUCCAAAAUCAGGAGAUGGAUACGGGCUAUGAAGAUUUUUGUGCGGGUCUACCUAGCCAGUGAAAAUUUGUUGAGCAAAAAGAUUUUUGGAGAUCUUGAAUCAGUUAGUUCAGUCUGUUUUGUUGAGUCAUCAAAAACUGCACUUCUACAACUUCUAAAUUUCGGUGAAGCCAUAGCCAUUGGCCCUCACCAACCAGAGAAGUUGAUUCGAAUUCUUGACAUGUAUGAGGUGCUUGCAGAUCUUAUUCCAGAUAUCAAUACUUCAUACUCUGACGACACUGGAUCAUGUGUUAGGAUUGAAUGGCAAGACAUCCUAAGGAGAUUGGGUGAUUGUGCAAAGGCAACUUCUCUUGAAUUUGAGAAUGCUGUUGCCUCUAAUGUAUCCACAAACCCUUUCCCAGGUGGUGGGGUCCAUCAUCUCACUAGGUAUGUAAUGAAUUACAUCAUGACUCUUGCUGACUACCAAGAGACCCUUGAUGUGAUCUUGAAGGACCACGAGAGAGAAGAUCCCAUUUCAUUCUCCCCCGACAUGAGUCCAGUCAGUGAAGAGGAGAGUAUUGAAGGAAGCUCCUUGGUUUCUCCAAUGGCUCGACACUUCCAAUCCCUCGUUGUGAUUCUUGAAUGCAACCUCAACGACAAAUCUAAAUUAUACAAAGAUGAUUCCCUACAGCAACUUUUCUUGAUGAACAACAUACAUUACAUGGCUGAAAAGGUGAAAGGUUCCAAACUCAGAACAGUACUAGGCGAUGGAUGGAUUCGAAAGCACUAUUGGAAAUUUCAACAGCAUGCAAUGAAUUACGAGAGAGCUACUUGGAGCUCAAUCCUGUCCUUGCUCAAGGAUGAAGGGAUCCAAAAUCCCGGUUCAAGUUCUAUUUCGCGGACAGUUCUCAAGGAAAGACUGCAGAGCUUUUAUCUUGCAUUUGAAGAGGUUUACAAGAAGCAGACAGGAUGGUCAAUUCCGGAUAGCCAGCUUCGAGAUGAUCUUCGUAUCUCAACAUCGGUCAAGGUAAUCCAGGCUUAUCGGACUUUUGUUGGGAGACACAUCAUUCGUAUUAGCGAAAGGCAUGUUAAAUACACGGCUGAUGACUUAGAAGACCGCCUCUUAGAUCUUUUCGAGGGAUCACAAAAAUCAUUACAUGGUGGACAUAAGAAGUGA
This is a messenger RNA of Fraxinus pennsylvanica, 2043 nucleotides long. The record is from the annotation of a GenBank genome assembly. Lineage: Eukaryota; Viridiplantae; Streptophyta; Magnoliopsida; Lamiales; Oleaceae.